AUGCUGAAAUCUCAACCUAAAAGUCAAAUGAAAGGAUUGACUCAAUUCAUUGUUGAUCUUCGAAAUUCUAAAGAUCAAGAUGAAGAAGAUAAAAAAAUCAAUUUAGAAAUCAAUAAUAUUAAAACUAAAUUCAAUAAUAACAAUUUAAAUGGUUAUCAAAAGAAAAAAUACGUUUGUAAAUUAAUUUAUAUUUAUUUAAUUGGGAAUCCUAAUUUAGUUGAUUUCGGUUUAAAAGAAUCAUUUCAAUUAUUACAAUCCAAUAUAUUUUCUGAAAAAAAACUUGGUUAUAUUGCUGUGGCAACAUUAUUAGAUAAUGAAAAGAUACUAAUAAAUGGUAAGAACCAAAAAAGUAAAAAAUUCACAUCUUCUAAACAACGGUUGAAUUAUAUUCUUGAAAAUAUUCAUACUGAUCUUGUACGAGAUUUACAAAGUAAUAAUGAAGAAUUCAAUUGUUUAGCCAUUCAAUUUAUUGCUUCAGUGUUCACUAUUAAUGCUGAUAGUGAUAAUACUAUCAUUAAGGAAUCAGAUGAAAAUUCUCAUUUAUGGUUGGAAUUGGUUGAUAUGGUUUAUGCUUCAGUUACUUCUCCAAUAUCAAGUCCAAUUGUUAAAAGCAAAGCCAGUAUAGCUUUAAAAUCUUUAUUGAAAUUAUACCCUCAAGUCAUUAUAACUAAUAACAAUUGGAUCCCUAGACUUUUAAAACUUAUUGACGAUAAAGAUUAUUCUACAAUUAUAUCAUCAAUCCCACUUUUACAAUUUAUUUUGAGUUUAGAACCUCAAUAUGUCAAAUCAGUUAUGCCCUCAAUAGCUUCUCAAUUAAGUCAAAUUGUCAUUGAAGGGAAAUGCCCUGAACCAUAUUUUUAUUAUGACUCACCAGCUCCUUGGCUAAUUGUUAAAUUAUUACAACUUGUUGAACAAUUAUUUUUACUUGUUGAUCAACAAGGGUCACAAGUGUUAACCAUUGAUAAAUUAGAUGAUAAUACAAUAAAUCAAUUGCGUCAAGUGGUAGCCAAAUCUAUUCAAAAUGCAUCUCAACCAAUUAAAGGAUUACCCAAUAGAAAUUCUCAAAGCUCUAUACUUUUCCAAGCAGUUUCUCUUGCUGUAUUUUUAGAAGCAUCUCCCGAGGCCAUAAGUGGUGCUAUGAAUGCAUUGCUAAUGUUAUUGACAUCCAAUGAAACCAACACUAGAUAUUUAUCAUUAGAUGCCUUAAUCAAACUAACUGCAAGAUCAAAUUCAAAUUAUUUAUCAUCACUGAAAGAUAAUUUUGACAAGGCCUUAAAUAUAAUCAUGAAAUUAUUACGUGAUAAAGACAUUUCAGUACGUCGUAAGGCAUUAGAUUUAUUAUACACCAUUUGUAAUUUUGAAAAUUACAAUAUUAUUAUUAGUAAACUAUUAGAUUAUUUUCCUAAUGCAGAUUUCCUAUUAAAAUCAGAAUUGGCCAUUAAAAUUGCAGUUAUGGCAGAAAAAUUUGCUACUGAUUCAACUUGGUAUGUAACAACUAUGCUUAAAUUGUUAUCUAUUGGUGGUGGAAGUAAUUCAAAUGGAGUUGGGUUUAUGAGUAAUGAAGUUUGGGAAAGAAUUGUCCAAAUUGUCGUCAAUAAUGAAUCUUUACAGAAAAAGACUUGUAAAUUAUUGAUUAAUUUGUUAAGAAGACCAUUUGAUCAACGUAAUGUUGCCUCACCCCUGCAACACCAACAGCAACAACCACCACCACAGGCAUUACCAUUAUCAGAAAGUCUUAUCAAAGUAGCUGCAUUUGUGUUGGGUGAAUUUGGAGAUCAAAUCAAUGAUAUUGAAGAUUUAAAUGUAAUUGUUCAAUUUCAAUUAUUAUUUGAUGCAUAUUUUAAAGUUUCAUUAUUAACAAGAGCAAUGUUACUUUCCACUUUUUUAAAAUUUCUUGUUAAAUUUCCUAAUGAAUCAUUUGUUCCUGAUAUUGUUGAUUUAUUUGAAAUUGAAACUCAAUCGAUUGAUUUAGAAAUCCAAACUAGAGCUUAUGAAUAUUUGAAAUUAGUUACAUUACAAUCAGAUUUCAAACUUGCCCAAAAUGUUAUUAAACCAUUCCCAGCAUUUAAUAAUAAAGUGGAAAAUCCAUUAAUGAAUCGACUUGGAAGUGUUAGUAGAAUUGUUGGUGUUAAUCGAUCACGAUCAUUAGUCAUGGCGAAAAAUAUUAAAAGUAAACCAGUUUCUAGAGCCAUACCUGAAGAAGAAGAAGAAGUAGAAGAAUUUAAUACAACUAUAGAAAAUGAUCCAUUUAAUGAAGAAUCAGCAACCGCCGCCGCCACCACCACCACCACCACAACAACAACAACUAAUAAUAAUAAUGGUUCACAUUCAUUGAAAUUGUCACCAAAUUGGUAUGCUGGAUAUCAUAGAAUGUUACAUUUUGAUGCCGGGAUAUUUUAUGAAGAUCAAUUGAUUAAAAUCACUUAUCGAAUCAUGAAAAAUACUAAUGAAUUAACAAUCAAAUUCACCAUUAUUAAUAAUGCUCGUAAAAACAUUAAUAAGGAUAUAACUGGAUUUACCAUACUCAAUUUAGAAUCAUUAGCUAAUAUUCAAGAUCCAAAUUAUACUUUACAUAUACAAACACUUCCUGAAUCUACAAUUAAAGAUAAAACACAAAUGGAAAUUUAUAUUAAAGUGAGAAAUAUCAUUGAAAAUAAUGAAAGUCCAGUAUUAUCAAUGACAUAUAUGUGUGGUGGAUCAUUUAAUCAAUUAAAUUUGAAAUUCCCCGUAUUACUAUUAAAAACCAUUACACCAACUACAUUAUCCACUUUUGAAGAAUUUAAUAAAAGAUGGAAUCAAAUUGGUCAAUUAUUAGGUAUUGAACAAGGUCAAUUUAUCCAUAAAGUAAUUUUAACUCAUCGUUAUAAUUCAUCAAAUAUUUCUCGUUUAUUAUCAAGAGUUGGAUUAGCUAUUAUUAAAACAACUGAUGAUACCUUAAAUGGGCCAAUAUAUGUUGCUAGUGCUGGUAUUUUACAUACACAAAAAUCAAAUUAUGGAGUUUUAAUAACUAUUAGAGGCACAGAUGAGAUUGGUAAAGAAUUACAAAUUGUUGUUAGAUGUACUGGUGGUGGAGUAGCAGAAGUUAUUUGUUCUACAUUAAAAGAGAUUUUUACUGGAAAAUUUUAA
Candida albicans SC5314 is the source of this 3126-nucleotide messenger RNA. RefSeq lists its product as uncharacterized. The transcript has a single exon. Lineage: Eukaryota; Fungi; Ascomycota; Pichiomycetes; Serinales; Debaryomycetaceae. The coding region runs from base 1 to 3126 and encodes 1041 amino acids. The record is from RefSeq and is a predicted model, not a curated record. Gene Ontology annotation, molecular function: clathrin-cargo adaptor activity. Gene Ontology annotation, biological process: intracellular protein transport; clathrin-dependent endocytosis. Gene Ontology annotation, cellular component: AP-2 adaptor complex; membrane coat.